CAAAAAAAGACAAGUGAGAAGGAAGAAGACAGAGAUUCAGAGAGUGCACAGGAGUGCAAGGGGCAGAGGAAGUGCAGAAAAGUGAGGCGAGGACAACAAGAAUGAGGACAGGAGAGAAGCAAACUUUCCCCUGAAGCAUUUCUCCACCAUAUUUUGACCCGAAGCAAAACUCGACCAUGAGGCUUUGACCUUCUCCUUUAACAGAACUUCUCUUCGUCAUCUGACCCCGAUGAGUCCAAAAGUGGCUUGCACCAACCAAAGCACCAGCUCCAGCUCCCACCUCUGGAUGCUGCUGCUGCUGCUGCUGCUGCUGCUGUUCGAGCCCCUGCUCUGUGCUCUGGUGCUGGGUGAAGGCUCCACACUGAGCACACAGGACACACAGAGCAACAAUACAGAGUCACUGCCAGAGGAAUGGACUGGUACGACAAUCCAGCUGCAGCCAGAUCUGCAGACCGAAGCCGAGAUUCCGACAGAGGCACUGACAGAGGCACUGACAGAGGCACUGACAGAGGCUCUGACAGAGGCUCUGACAGGGACUGUGGCAGAAAUACAGACUCAGAGCAUCACCAGCAACUACACAGGUCUGUCAUGUACCCCCGUCCUGCCUCCACGUCGAGGUUCCUUCUAUGUUGAAGGUGGCACCGGAGUGUCCAUUGGCAGUGUGUUGGCCUUCUGGUGCAGGGAGGGAUACCAGCUGGUCGGCAGUGACAAAAUCUACUGCAGUAUCAGGAAAGGGAAGCCACAGUGGAGCAACUACCUACCUGUCUGUGAAGCGAUCCCCAGACCAGAGGACCGUGGCCUGAGAGUGGCCGUGCUCGCCUCAGUGGUGAGUGGCAUCGUCAUCCUCGCCAUGUCCUUGUCCUUCCUCAUCUGCUGCCUGCAAGAACGAUCCGGCCGUGACCGGGCCAAGAGGGAGGGACGGAGCAGGCGCAGAGAGAAACACUCAGCCCGUCGCAGCGAGUGCUGGCUGGACAGAGAGGAGGGUGCGUGGGAAUCCUUCCCUCCUCCUAAGAUCUUCCACCUGUCACAGAGGAUGAACCCCCGUCUGGCUCCAGACAGCCCCCUCUACCUGACAGGAGGCCUCAGUGGAUAUGAGAACAGAGGAUAUCAGAGGAGUCAGGAGAGUCUGCUGAAAGCCUCCCUGCCCGGACUCUACCGCUCCGAGUCUCAGCUGUACCCGCACGUGGUCCUGCAGAGGGUCCCGACUCCCACGGCGCCCUCCGCCCCAUCGGCGCCAUCCGCUCCUCUCUACCUCCACCUCGGGUCCUCCUCGUCUGCCGCCUCCUCACCUGUACACGCAGCCACCAACAGCCAGCCUCACGUCAUGGCGCAGUACCCAACCCCGACGUACCCGCCAAACCCCAAUACGGCUGUGCCGGUCUACUCCCACCCGGCACCAGCACCCAUUUACCCAAACCCCAACCCCAUACCACAGCGGCCAUGGCAGUAGCUGUGUCUUUAAACUUCUGUCCGUCCUGUUUGUAAAGAAGACAGGAAUAAAGUGUUUUGUCUUAAAACACAGGGCGUCUUUUCUUAACCCCUGUUUUCUCCCACAGACGGCUGCAAAUGCAAAGAUGUGAAGCAAACAUGAAGGGGAAGUUCAGGAAUGGACAUGCUGCCGGAGCACGUGCAGCGGUGUUUUACUGCACUUACAGUUUGGACUUGAUUUUGGAGUUUGGAACUUUUUGUCGAACAGCUGUUGCUGCUGCAGAUACUGCACAUGGAAUUCUACAGAGAGAAAUUACAAGGAUGCCUCAUGUUAACAAAGGGACACAGGGAGUUGUAUUAAUUCAAUUAAACUUUAAACUCAUGAGUGGAGAAGUGUUUCAGCAGCUUUUUAAAUAAAUACGCUUUAUAUUUAUUGUGUAAAUGAAUCCCUAUCAGAGAUAAUCUAAUGUACACUUUAAUGGAACAGUACUUAAAGGAUAUUUUUGCCAGUCCUUUUAGUCCAGAUCCUUGUGUGACUUUGUAAAAAAAAAGGUUUUAGGUGACAUUUCAGCUCUGUUUUUAUUACUGACCAUAAGGAUCUCUGUGAAGCGAACACACUGUGUGAGAUAAAGUGCUACUGUUGGACUGGAAUGGAACCUAUUCUGUGCUGUUCCUAUGGAUUUAAACUCAUUUAAGUCAUUCUAUCGUUUGUCACUUUUAUAACGUUUGUUGUGGUUGAUGGUUAUACUGGUUUAACAUCCUGUCGAUUCAAGCCUCAAAUGGGUUUAAGAACAUAGUACUCAUUAAAUCAUGGGAAUGUGUCAUUUUAAAAACAUUGUACACACAAUGAGUAUAAGAACUAAGAACUAAGAUUUAUCAGGGAACGCAGACUUGUCAGGCACUGGUUUGUACAUAUUGAGUGAGGAAACGGAGGAAAAUGCUUUUUUUUUUUUUAAACCUAAACCUUUCUUAACCAUCUGGACAAUGUGAGCAUUUACAUCAUAAACUCCCUUUAUUGUUGCUUUACUUUACACUCUAAACAUGAGACUUUUGUGUCAGUAGCACACAAGUAGAAACACUCAUUUAGAAAAAGAAAAGAAAAGAAGCACUUUACAUGUUCUUGCAGGAUUGGAGAUAGUUAUUUUGCUGUUUGUUGUAUAUUAAUGAAACUGCCAUAAAAGCUUAAUAAAGAGAGUAUAGUUUAGUUCAACA
This is a messenger RNA of Solea solea (common sole), 2640 nucleotides long. RefSeq lists its product as uncharacterized. Bases 230 to 1450 code for a protein of 406 amino acids. Gene Ontology annotation, cellular component: plasma membrane. The record is from RefSeq and is a predicted model, not a curated record. NCBI's taxonomy places the organism in Eukaryota, Metazoa, Chordata, Actinopteri, Pleuronectiformes, Soleidae. The transcript has 5 exons.